Trifolium pratense (red clover) is the source of this 940-nucleotide messenger RNA. RefSeq names its product protein TIC 20-v, chloroplastic. The record is from RefSeq and is a predicted model, not a curated record. The coding region runs from base 133 to 789 and encodes 218 amino acids. Lineage: Eukaryota; Viridiplantae; Streptophyta; Magnoliopsida; Fabales; Fabaceae. The transcript has a single exon.
CAAUACUAGUUUGAAAGAGGAACACGUCCUUCUUCUCUUCUUACAGUUCCUCAUCUUCAUCUUACCCUCCCAAACUACCAUCUAUCCAUUCACUAAAAAUCAAACCUUUCUUCAAAGUUUCAAUCUUUAACCAUGGCAAGUUCAACCCUUUUCUCUUCUGUAGCUAUAGCAUCUCUCACUCUCUCAAAAAACCCACUUCAAUCAUCUUUUCUUCAUUCCUCACCAAACCCUUCUUCUCUUCUUACUCUUAACGUUCUUCCAAAGAAACUCACAAAAUCCAACAAACUAAGAACCCUAAUUGUUGCAAAAUCCAAUGACAGUGAUUCAGCUGAUGCUGGUGACCGUUUAAUUUCAGCUCUUUGUUACUUUUACCCUUUUUUUGAUGGUGUUCAAUAUGGAAAAUUUGUAAUCACUCAAUUUUAUCCUAUUCAAGCUAUUAUUCAACCAUUGAUUCCUGCAAUUAGGGUUUUUAAAAGUUUCCCCUUUAAUGGGUUUCUUGUGUUUUUAACACUUUACUUUUUUGUUGUCAGAAACCCUAAUUUCAGUAGAUAUGUGAGGUUCAAUACAAUGCAAGCUAUUGUUCUUGAUGUGCUGUUGAUUUUUCCUGAUCUUUUGGAAAGAGGGUUUAAUCCAACGGGUGGAAUAGGAUUGGAUUUGUUGAUGAGUUUGGAUAGCACUGUGUUUUUGUUCUUGUUGGUGUGUUUGAUUUAUGGUUCUUCUUCUUGCAUUAUCGGUCAAUUGCCUAGAUUACCUAUUGUUGCUGAUGCUGCUGAUAGGCAAGUUAUGUGAAUGUAGUUUUUAUUUGUAAUUGUAUAGAAACUUAUUUGGUAGUGGAAAAAAGAUUGCUUUUUCACUUAAUUAUUAGCAAUCCUAGAAUGUUGUAAGGAAACAGAUUUUAUUUGUUUCAUAUAUUUAUGUGCUGUUAUGAUUUUCAAAUUCA